CACUUCUUCGACCGCGGCUACGAGAAGGGGCUGCGCUGGUACAGGGAGGCUGCCAGAAGUUCCAGGACUGAAUAUUUAUCACGACCUUGCAGGCCUGCUGGCUUUCUCGGCAAAACCUUGAUCCAAACGAAACCUGUCUAUGUUGCCAGUCUGAUGCCUUCUUAUGUCUCCAGACUGUGGGGUAUUUCAGGGAUUCGAAGGAACCUGAUGCCGCGGACCCUGGAGGGCCAAAUCACAAUGGAAAAGACCCCGAGUUACUUUGUGACCAAGGAGGCCCCGAAGCGUAUUUACAACAUGUCCAGGGACACCAAGCUGAUCGUGGUGGUGAGGAACCCGGUCACCAGGGCCAUCUCGGACUACACACAGACACUGUCCAAAAACCCCACCCUGCCCAGCUUCCAGGCCCUGGCCUUCAAGAACGUCAGCACGGGUCUCAUUGACACCAGCUGGAGCGCGGUGCGGAUCGGCAUCUACGCCAAGCAUUUGGACAACUGGCUGCAGUAUUUCCCCCUCUCGAGAUUCCUCUUUGUCAGCGGGGAGAGACUGGUGAGCGACCCGGCGGGGGAGAUGGGCCGGGUGCAAGACUUUCUGGGUCUCCAGAGACUUGUGACGGAGACGCACUUCUAUUUCAAUGAGACCAAGGGCUUUCCCUGCCUGAAGAAGCCGGAAGGCAGCGGCCGGCCUCGCUGCUUGGGGAAGUCCAAAGGGCGGCCUCAUCCAAAAAUCCACCCGCAGGUGAUCCAGCGCUUGCAGGAGUUUUACAGACCCUUCAACAUGAAGUUCUAUCAGAUGACCGGGCAGGAUUUUGGGUGGGACUGAAAUCUCCCCGGGCCGUUGGCUUUCUACGCGACGGUGGGGAGAGAGGGCAGCUAAUCCCCUGGGCGGUCCGGCGGGGCCUUUUGCACGUUGGGUGCCAAGUUACCCAGGGACGCUAGCAUAGGAGUAUCCCAGGCAAACUUCUGAAAGACUUUCCCUGUGUUCUAAUUUAUAUCGGACCCGUUCCUGGCGAGAAACGUACAGUUCCUGAGCAGGGAGAAAUAUUUAAGAAAGAAAAACCAAGCCAAACAAACAAACAAAAACCCGACCCCAGAGCAUAUGAAAUAUUCUUCCAUAUCAGUUUUGCUGGUCUAUAUUAACCAGGACGGUUUUCCCAUGGGGAGGGGGAGAGUGUGUGUGCGCCUGGGUGGGUGUGUGUAGUGACAAAGAGUCACAAUAAAGCUUUGCAAACCCGAACUGGCCUCCGAAUGCUGCUCCUUCGCUGACCCUGCGGAGAAGGCUGGAACAUUCACGACCAGCCUCCCCGGGCCUUUUCACUAGCAGAGGAAUGGGACCCAGUCACCCAGCUGUGUGUGGUUACUGGAGGCCUUUCUUACAAGGAGAAGCCAGGAAAAUAACAACGGCAGCCGGGUUCGAAGCUGCGUUUCAGCGAUGUAGCUUCCAAGGGGCUAGACUGAUUUUAACCCAGCUCGGCAUCUCUCACCAGAUAUUCAAACCCAAGUGACAUAGGGUAAUAACGUGCUGUCAUCGAAUCAUAGAAUCCCAGGCUGGAAGAGACCUCAAGAGGUCAUCAAGUCCUGCCCCCUGCCCAAAGCAGGACCAAUCUUAUGGGCCUGAUGUUACUCCUGCCUUGGGAGCCGAUGGGAUUUUGGCCAUUGACUGUAUUGCAGGCAAUAGCACGCCCCAGAUUUAAAAAAAAAAUGUAUUUCCCUAUUACUUUUUAUGCUGUUUGUUUUUCCUUUUGUGCAUCACUCAGUUGGGGCCGUGCACUGUGGCCUAGCUCAGCGGUGGACAAUAGCUGGCCCAUGGGCCGGAUGUGGUUCGCCAGGGUUAGCCCGUGGCAGGCUACUGACGCUUGAUUUCCCUGCGCCUCCGCAGCUACAGCCUCUUGCAGCUCCCAGUCGCUGUGGAUCGUUGUUCCCGGCCAAUGGGAGUGGGGGAAAGUGGUGUCCCGGACUGGGCCGUAUCCCACAGCUCCUGUUAGCCAGGAACGACGAAUUCUGUGGCUAUACCUGCUGAGAGGCAGGUAAAUAAAGCGCCGGUGCCCUGCCAGGGGCGGCCUGUGAGCCUAGGCAGUUGCCUAGGGUGCCAGCAGCCCGGGCACCCGAUGAUGACGUCACAGGGCGCCCGAUGAUGACGUCACGGCCCUUGAUGGCCAUGCAGGCGGGGGCGUUGAUCGUGCCUUCCGCCUGGGGCACCAGCUGCCGCAGCCGGCCUCGGGCUGCUCCUGCCAGGAGCUAACUCUGGUGAACUGCAUCUGACUUAUUGCCCAACUCUGCCCUCGAUCCUCAAAAGUAUUUAGUCACCUGACUCCCCUCCACAUGCCUUUGAGGCGCCAGGCCUUUGUUUCUAGUCGGUUUCACUUUCCAAUUUUUUGUGCCUACUCCCAGCAAGUUUGUUUUUUAGUUUUCCAAGCUUCAAGCUGCUGUGGGCGUCGUCCUCUUCCCAAAGCUCUUUUUUUUUUUUAAUGAAAUUGGCCAAUAAAUAAAAUAAAACAUUGUGUGUG
This is a messenger RNA of Pelodiscus sinensis (Chinese soft-shelled turtle), 2503 nucleotides long. Lineage: Eukaryota; Metazoa; Chordata; Testudines; Trionychidae. The record is from RefSeq and is a predicted model, not a curated record.